GCACACACACCCUCACACGCUCCCCGCCGCAGCUCGGGGUCGCAUCUCCUGCGACAGAGCUCCGCACUCAGCUCCGGCUCCUCCUGCGCCUAGCCCUCGCUUUAUCCUCCGGUCCCGGCCUGGGGCCAGGGGUCUCCUUCGCCCCGCUCUACAGCGGAGCGGAAGGGAGAUCUUGGGGUGACUUUUGAACCUCCUUCCGAUUUAGGGGAGGAAUCACCCAAUCUCGGAGAUAUGCCUAACGAGGAUUCCUACAGCAAGCCCUCGACUUCCUCCGACGGGCACUCUGGGCCCGGGGGCAAGGCCGGGGGCUUCGGCAAGGGCUCAGGUGCUAUGCUCGGGGUGGCUGGAGGCAGCGGCGGUAGCGGCGGCGGGGCUGGGAGCAGCGGCGGCGGCUCCGGCUCGGGUUCGGGCGGCUUAGGACCGUCGGGGGCGGCGGGGAAGAAGUCCCCGCGUCUGCCCAAGUGUGCACGCUGCAGGAACCAUGGCUACGCGUCCCCGCUGAAGGGGCACAAACGCUUCUGCAUGUGGCGUGACUGCCAGUGCAAGAAGUGCAAUCUGAUCGCAGAGAGGCAGCGGGUCAUGGCCGCCCAGGUGGCACUGAGAAGGCAGCAGGCCCAGGAGGAGGAGCUGGGGAUCAGCCACCCCAUUCCCCUGCCCAGCGCUGCAGAACUGCUGGUGAAGAGAGAGAACAAUGGCAGCAGCUCAUGCCUGAUGUCGGAGAGCAGCAGCCCCACGCAGGCCCCUAGCACUCCCACCACAUCUUCAGAGGGUCGUAUGGUCAUUCAAGACAUCCCUUCGGUCACCAGCAGAGGGCACCUGGAGAACACAUCUGACCUGGUCUCCGAUUCCACCUAUUACGGCAGUUUUUACCAGCCCUCUCUCUUUCCAUACUACAACAAUCUGUACAACUACCCCCAGUAUUCGAUGGCCUUGGCCGCUGAUUCUUCUUCUGGGGAAAUGGGGAGUACACUUGGGGGAUCCCCAGUGAAAAACAGCCUUCGGAGCCUACCAGCGACUUAUGUGUCUGGCCAGUCAGGAAACCAGUGGCAGAUGAAGAACACUGAGAAUCGUCACGGCAUGGGUUCCCAGUAUAGGAUGCAUUCCUACUAUCCUGCUACUUCCUACCUGAGCCAGAGUGUGUCGCAGAUCUUUGCUUUUGAAGACAGCCCUUCCUAUUCUGAGGCAAAAGCAAGUGUUUUCUCACCACCCAGUAGUCAAGAUUCUGGCUUGGUUUCUCUGUCCAGCAGCUCACCUAUUAGUAAUGAAAGCACAAAAGGUGUUCUGGAGUGUGAGUCUGCUUCGGAGCCUGGCACCUUCACAGUUAAUGCUGUCAUAGAAGAUGAUGAAUAAGGCAAGUUCCCAAUACAAGUCCUGUGGUUUAUUUGGAAUAGCUGGCCAAUUCUAUUAUACGCAUAGUGUUUGUUGUUUAUCUUUUGCAUUGACUGAUGGCCGAAGUAACCGUUGAGAAAGUGUUCGGUUUGUUCUCUUCAGGCUUAUAUGAUACUGACCAAAGCCUAAAACAUAUUUGUAAUGGUUUUAGGGACUAUAUGACUUCACGUAACGCAUUGUAGAAUUAAAUACCCUGCCCUUGGAGUUUAUAGAAAAUAGUUUCCCCUCCUCCUCCUGAUGCUCUUUUAAAAGUAUUUUUCAGCAAAUGCAAGAUGCUUAAGUAAACUAGUAUAUUUACAUCUAAAUGAACCACAAUUCAAAGAGGUACUUUUAUUUUAGUUUAAGAUGAACUGUUGGGCUCCUAAGAAAUUAGAGUUUAGAUGCAUAGACUGCUACUGUAUAAAUUUAGCCAAAGCAUGGCCAGUGAACCAGACAGCAAGAUGAGCAGGCAUGCAUAGAAUGUAAUUUUAGAAAGUACUUUAAAAUACACAAAAAAGAAUUGGAGUGAGUGGAAAUAUUGCAUUGUUCGGCAGUAAUGAUCUGCAUAUUGCUAGGUAAAAACUUAGCACAGUAAAGAAUCCAAAAUAUGAUUGAAAUAGUGCCUGAAAGAACUUACAGGCCUGGAAGAAUUAUGACGUGUGUGGUGUGUAAUUUGAUAAACAGUGUAUUUUAAAGUAAGCCCUGCGAUGCACAGUUCUUGACUGUUGUUUCUAGUCUAAUACUAGAAUUUUUGAUUAAAGCAUAUUCAUUUUACUAGCAGCAUAAAAUGAACCUUUUAUGUGUUACAAUUUAGUCUACUUUUUAAACAUUAGAUUGUAAUCUAAAUUGAAAGCAAAUCUGUCUUUAAAAGUUACUAGAGAUUUCUGAGUUUAUUAAUUUUGUUUAAAAUUGCUUUUGGAAUUUUUCCCUGUGUAACAACAGAAGCCAACCUGAAUGAAACUCCUGUAGAAAAAAAAUUCAUUGUUCUGUGUAGUUGCAGCUGUACCUGAAAUAAAAACAUUAUUGAUGACUGAA
This is a messenger RNA of Monodelphis domestica (gray short-tailed opossum), 2403 nucleotides long. It is a transcript of the gene DMRT1, whose product is annotated as doublesex and mab-3 related transcription factor 1. The record is from RefSeq and is a predicted model, not a curated record. Lineage: Eukaryota; Metazoa; Chordata; Mammalia; Didelphimorphia; Didelphidae. Gene Ontology annotation, biological process: regulation of transcription by RNA polymerase II; sex differentiation. Gene Ontology annotation, cellular component: nucleus. Gene Ontology annotation, molecular function: RNA polymerase II cis-regulatory region sequence-specific DNA binding; DNA-binding transcription factor activity, RNA polymerase II-specific.